This is a messenger RNA of Racocetra fulgida, 714 nucleotides long. NCBI's taxonomy places the organism in Eukaryota, Fungi, Glomeromycota, Glomeromycetes, Diversisporales, Gigasporaceae. The record is from the annotation of a GenBank genome assembly.
AUGACUUCGGUGCUAAUUGAUAAUAAAAUGCUUGCUAAAAAUAUAUUGUAUAUUCUGGCUGUUUCUGGUGGUCCAGACAGCCUAUUUUUGCUUGAAAAAAUGCACCUUGGGGGAUACAAUUUGGCAGUUGCUCAUGUUAAUUAUAAAAAGAGAAAAAAUAGUGAUUAUGACGAAAAAAUAGUGAAAAAUUAUUGUCAAAAAUAUUCUUUGCCUUGCGAAAUUUACCAAGUUCAAAAUUCAGAAUACAAUUCGGUCAGCAAUUUUCAAGACCGAGCCCGCCAAAUCCGCUACAAUUUCUUUCAAAAAUUAGCCGCCAAAUACCAAACUAAAUAUAUCGUCGUUGCCCACCACCGAGACGACCAUCGCGAAACUUAUCUGCUCCAAAAGCAAAAAAAAUCAUUACAAAUUUGUCAAUAUCUAAUUGAAAACAAAAUAGAUUAUGCUGUUGAUACCACCAACCAAUUGCCGAUUUAUCAGCGUAAUAUUAUCCGCCAGCAAAUAGCCGACUUAACCCCCGAACAAAAGGUCCUGCUAGACAAAGAAAUUGAAAAAAAAAACCGUGAGUUAAAAAAAAUUAAAAAAAUUGUGCAAACGGCCGCUAGCCAAUUAAUUAUUCACCCUCCGAGAAUGCCUUUUAUUUCACAUUCAAUUCUCAAACUUGUCAAAAAAAAUGAAUACGAGGCCGAAAUAUUUUUGCGCUUGCUCUAUUUUUGA